AUGAUCUUUCUCUCCAUCCUCUUCGCGAUUUUGCCGUAUGUGGCGCAGCUUGCGUCGGCGACGGAGUCGAUGAAGAUCCCCGCCAACAAGAACGAGACUAUGAAUAUAUUUCCCAUCCAGCAGAACGCUCCGGUGCACGAGAUUCAGAAGCGCGCAACUGGACGGGUCAAUUCGGCGUACUAUGUGAAUUGGGCUAUCUACGCCGGACUGGGAAACUUCUAUCCACAGGCGAUCGUGACGAAGGAUCUCACGCAUAUCCUAUAUGGCUUUGCGGACACGAGCGCCAGCACAGGCGCCAUCACCCUCACGGAUGCGUGGGCGGAUGAGCAGAUACAUUUCCCAGGCGACUCCUACAGCGAGCCAGGCAACAACCUCUACGGCUGCCUCAAACAAAUGUACCUCAUCAAGCUCGCCAACCGCAACAUCAAAGUCCUCCUCUCCGUCGGCGGCUACACCUACUCCCAGAACGGCCACUUCGCCUUCGUCACCAACCCCGCCGCACGUACUCAGUUCGUCAACAGCGCCGUACGCCUCGUCGAGGACUAUGGGUUCGACGGGAUUGACAUCGACUUCGAGUAUCCGGCAUCGGCGGAGCAGGGCGCGGGUUUUGCUGCAUUGUUCACGGAGCUGCGAGCAGCGCUGAAUCGGCUGCAGCAGAGCAAGGGGGAUGCGACGCCGUACGAGAUCUCGGCGGCGGUGAGUGCGGGGGCGGAUAACUAUCGGUAUCUGAAUGUGGGGACGAUGAAUGCGGCGCUGACUUAUUGGAACUUGAUGGCGUAUGAUUAUGCCGGCUCGUGGCUGCCGACAGUCGCGAACCAGGCGAACUUGUACCCCGACGGCUACAACAACGUCAGUACGAAGGCGGCGCUUGACUGGUACAGGGCGAACGGCGCGACGGCGUCCAAGAUCGUCCUGGGCUUGCCUCUUUACGGUCGCGCUUUUGAGAACACCGAUGGUCUUGGACAUACGUACAAUGGCGUUGGCCCUGGCACGUCCGAGCUCGGCAUCUACAGCUACAAGACUCUCCCGCUCGCCGGCGCCCGCGUCUACGAAAAUUCGACCUCCGUCGCAUCGUACUCGUACGACUCCAGCAAGCGCGAGUUCGUCUCCUACGAUACCCCCGGCAUCGCCAGAACCAAGGCGCAGUACGUCGCUAACAAUGGGCUUGCGGGCACGAUGUUCUGGGAGCUCGCCUCGGACAAGGUCGGUGCCGACAGUCUCCCGGGGGUUACCCACAGCGUCUUUGGUGCGCUCGAUAGCACACAGAACCAUAUCAACUAUCCGAGCUCCAAGUGGGACAAUGUCCGAAACAACAUGGGUGGUAAGGGUGGCGGCGGUACGCCCCCGCCCCCUCCGCCGGGUGGCAAGUGCUCGGGCGUGGCCGCCUGGAGUGCUUCCGUUGCGUACACGGGCGGACAGACGGCCACGUACAACAAACACCUCUGGACGGCCAAGUGGUGGACUCAGAACGAGGCGCCUGGUAGCUCGUCGGGUGUAUGGGCUGAUAACGGUGCUUGUUAA
This is a messenger RNA of Schizophyllum commune H4-8, 1521 nucleotides long. RefSeq names its product glycoside hydrolase family 18 and carbohydrate-binding module family 5 protein. Gene Ontology annotation, biological process: carbohydrate metabolic process; chitin catabolic process. The record is from RefSeq and is a predicted model, not a curated record. Gene Ontology annotation, cellular component: extracellular region. Bases 1 to 1521 code for a protein of 506 amino acids. Gene Ontology annotation, molecular function: chitin binding; chitinase activity; carbohydrate binding. Lineage: Eukaryota; Fungi; Basidiomycota; Agaricomycetes; Agaricales; Schizophyllaceae. The transcript is spliced from 8 exons.